Molecule: messenger RNA, 3099 nt
Organism: Exophiala mesophila
Lineage: Eukaryota; Fungi; Ascomycota; Eurotiomycetes; Chaetothyriales; Herpotrichiellaceae
Exons: 2
Coding region: 100-2790 (896 amino acids)
Source: RefSeq, a predicted model, not a curated record
CGUAAGUGCCCGCAUCAUGAGAAAUAUCCUCAUGACGCGUGAAUUCGCGUCUUUGGUCUUCUGUGGUGGGGUUGAUUCCAUCCAAAAGUACCCCUCCAGAUGAUCGUGCUGCGACUGAUUGCGAUGACUGCGAUGACUGCGACAAAUGCAACGCUCACCAUGGUUGCAAAUCUAUUGCUUCAGUCUCUCACAGACCUUACUCAAGAACUUGAAUCCAUCAUCACAAGUAAAGUCCAGGUACCACUGAAACCACUUCUCAACAUCCUCAACAAGGAUUGCCGACAAACACUCCUAGCAACAUGGGUGACAUGCAAGCAAUGUCAGAUCAAACCUCUGAUAUAUUCCCUGGUCAGACGAUACCAUGACCAUGACCUCGUCCUUCCAAUCCUGCGAAAAUUGUCCCAAAACCCACAGAUUGCUAUUGAGCUCAGCACCGCACAGGAUAAAUAUAGACUGUCCAUCAUCCAGGAUCUCGCCUUCCAGGAUCCAGUCGACGAUCUCUCCGACAGUAGCACUUCCUGGCAGUCCAGAGAUGCUACCCAGUCUCUUUCUCAGCCCAGUUUACCGGAUGCUCAAUUUGAAGUUCUCUUGGCGACUUUGCCAUAUCAAAAUUAUGCUCCGGUCGAAUUGGCCAACCUUGUCACAGGAAUUCUAGGAAAUAAGGCUGGCUGUAGAGCCUCGGUCUGGAAUCGCGCUGUCAAGCUUGUGCUGGAGUCGCAGCCUCUCGAAACACUAUCCAACGUUGAUGAAAAGGUCCUGCAAAAGGCAUAUACAAACUGGAAGGUCCAGAUGCAGUCGAGAGAUAAUUAUGAGGCCAUGACAUCUAUCCACAUCGCCUCUUCUCUAGCCCAGUUCUGGGACCAGCUGCACGAAAAUCCCCCAUUCCACCCGCACCACCAGCAUCAUCCUCGUCCGAGUCUGCCACCAAUCCUGGAAACUUGGAUUGCCCUCGCACACGAAUUCUUCAAGUUGCCCAAAGGACCUAGUACUGCAAAGGCAACCUUUCUUCGCUCCCUCAAAGCCGUUGUCGACUCCAGUUCGUAUUCCUCCGGCGAACAUGCUGAAAUGGUGGCGAUGGGAAGACACGUCAUGGCCUCCCUGGACCGACCCAGUGUAUCUGAAUGGAACAAAGAUUCCGGGAUUGCAGCCGCCAAAUUGAGUCAGAAGAUGUUGGAAGUCUCCAUUUCGCCGCUGAUGAGGAUCAAUGCCUUCUGCGUUCUCGCGUCGGCCUUUGAAUCAGCCUCGCAAACAGAACAGUGGCAGAUGUUUGCUACCGUGGAGCCGAUUCUUCUGUCUCUCCUUCGACAAGAGGACUUCAUUUGCCCGAGUGAGGUUUCAGAACCCAAAAUAUUCCUAGGUCAGAUGGUGGCUAUGAUGCAGGCGGUAGAAGGACAUGGUCAUGGCACGGCCAGAUUGUCUUCCUUUUUUGGGAAGCUGGUUCCUGUCAUCUUUAAUCUGGCCAACCCGUCACUCAUCACCCUCCAAAAGUCGAUUGGUACUGAAUGGGCACUCCUCUUCAUGUCUGCCCUUGCCUCUCACACGUCAAAGCAGCCCUCUGGUUUCUCGGGCCGAUCCUUCUGCACCAUCGUCCGCGACAUUGGAUUCCCAGAAUGGUGGGCAGUAAACAAUUCAAAACCAGGUCGGCCUAAGAACUGCGCAGGGUUAGGAAUUUGUCCUCACAUCGUCGAGUCCAGGAGACAGAGACUUUGCAUCAGAGUCUCGAGAACAUUCAACGACCUUGUAGGACACAGCAAUUUUGACGAAAGAGCAGAUGCGGAGGCACAAUUACAGCUCGACCAAGCGACGCCCGAAAGAAGCUGGAAUAUCUGUCAGUGGCUGCCGUCGACUGUCAAAAGUCUCCCAGUUGGGAACAAUACACCCUUGGCCAAUAUCCCCAAAUCCCUGAGCCAAGAGCUUCGAGCUGCCUGCGCCGAAAUCCAGGCUGCUGCAAUGUUGCAUGUUGAGGAAAGAUGUCACAUCUUACGAGAACGAUGUGAAAAUAUUGAAAAACCACUGACCGCAGAAAGAACCAAAGUUGCGGAGCUUGAACGUACCUUGGACGAUGUGAGAACAGAGUUUGGCACUCUCCAAGAAUUGCAUCAGCAUCUAAGGUCCGAGUUCUCUAGGGCUCGUGAACAUCGAGCAUAUCAAACACGACGUGCUAUCGGCUUUGCCGGACUUGCUUCGACAUUGAGACGUGAGCGGCAAACGCAGCAGGUGCAGCACUCUCACGAGGUACAAGCUCUACAACAAGGGCGCCGCGAAGAUGCUGCACGCGUUGCACGCCUAGAGGCUGAAGUCGAGGAUGCUCACGAGGAGAAUGAAGCUCAGGAAUUGGCUCGGAGGGGCGAGAAGUUGCUCGAGGAAGAGAUGAGGGAGAGGCUAGAGGAGUCGAUCAUCGAGCUUGAAGAACAAGUGUCGUGGCAGCAGGAGGAGAUGGCUAGACAGGAGAGAGAAUUGGCGAUGAAGUAUGAAUCCGAGUUGGCGAUCAAGAUGGAGGAGCAGGAAAGGGAAUUGAUGGAGACUUCUCGUGCUGAACUGACGGUCAGGAUGGAAGAGCAGAAUAGGCUGUUACAAGAACGCGAACAACGACAUGUCCAGGAGAUAUCUACGCGGGAGGAGGAGAUCAGCCAACAAGCCUCGAGGCUCAGGGCAUUGGAGGAAAGAUACCAGAAGUCGGAAGCACACGUCACGGAUCUUGAAGAGCAGGCGGAGAAAAUGUCUCAAUACCUUGCUGCGGCCAAUGGACGUGAGAAGAGACUCUUGGACAUCUUACAACCUCAAGGAUGACAGAGAUGUGAGCGGACGAGAUGGUUUUGGGCGUGUGGAGAUCCUGACACUCAUCAUGUCGUGUGAGGAUGUGAGGAUACCUAGUUUGGGUUGUGAGUCGAACACCUACCUGGUUUAAGCGUUGUGAACGGUACGACCACAAUCAGUCGUUUGGUGUUUGACACGCCGAAGCAAACGGCUGAACGUCCUGUUACUGCCGGCUUGUCUUCUGGAAGAGAAAAGAAUGGAAUGAGGUCAAACAAGUGAGCCCGUUGCUGGCCGAAGAUGAUAAGAUAUGUACCGUGCUUUACUUUCAAUGACCAAGAUGAU